AUGAAUCUUGAUUCCAGUACUAUAGAGCUGCAUUCCUCCUGCGGGACACCUGGAAAUCCCCCCAGUGAUGAACCAGUAAGGAACUCAGACCACCACAUCCAGGAUCCGGUGCUGGUUUGGGCUCCCAGUGGGAGGCGACUGAUCUCUGGCCUCCUGGGGAUGAAUGUGGUGCUGCUGGGAGCGGCCCUGGUGGCCGGUGAGGCUUUCAACCCCAGCGGCCUGAAGCACCAGGAGCCCCAGGUGUUCAUGCUGCUGCUGAUGGGGGUCAGUUUGGUUUGGAUGUUGUGGUACCUGCUGUGGGCCAGGAAACAGCCCGGCAUCAGCCCACAUGAAGACCACCACGCCGGGGGAAUCACUGUCAUGAUGGUCCUCCUGCUUUUUGCUGCAUGCAGUCUGCUGCUGCAUGUCUGCAGGACUGGUUAUUUGAUCAAUAUGAUUCAGUGUAAAGCUGCUAUUACAGUGCUCUUUACCUUCGUCGAGUCUCCCUUUCUCGCACUGCAGUGUUUUCCUCCAUGUUUGUUUCCAGAAACUGCCAAUUCAACAUUCUGUCAGUGCAGUGCGAGUGCACAAUGCCUUGUCUUCAGGAAAGGCUUCGAGAUCCUUUAUCCCUUCAACAUCGAGUACUACCUGAUGGCAGGCUGCAUGAUCUAUGUGAUGUGGGAGAACGUGGGCCGCAGGAUGGGUACAGGUCACCACCAUGGUAGUCAGAAGUUCACCGUAAAUAUUGUUUACCAAGGCGGGAUCAUAUACGGCCUCGUGUUAGGUGGCCUGGUCCUCAUAGCAGGAGCGACUGUCUUCAUUCUCUAUCAGGUUUGGGUGAGCCAGCAUCAGCUCCGCCACACCGCCUUCCUCAUUUUUUAUGGCUACCAUUUAGUGGUCAUGCCUGUCAUGUCUCUGUUCUCCCUGGCUGGCCUGCUGGUCCACAGGCUGGAGAGGAGGGCACAUGAGGGGGGGCACAACCCCACUCGUAGCCUGGAUGUGCUCCUCCUGGUGGCGGCAGCUAUAGGCCAGCUCGCCCUCUCCUACUUCUCCCUGGUGGCAGCCCUUGCUGUGGGGACCCAAGGGCCUCUGGGGAAUCUAGACCUGUCCUACUCCCUCCUCAGCCUCAUGGAGCUCAUCCUGCAGAACAUCUUCAUCAUCGAAGGCCUCCAUAGGCACCCAAAGCUCCUCGCCAAGAAGAAGGAGCGGAGCAACAUAUUCACGGUUGUUUUGCCAGUGGAAGAGAAGGGGAAGAUUGAUAUUUCAGUGCUGGACGCAUCAGUACCCCCUGUUGUUCAAGAGCAUGAUGAGAAAAAGUCCUGGACCAAAAGAGUGAUACAAGAAAUUUGUGUUUUCCUCAUCCUUUCUAAUAUCAUGCUGUGGGUCAUCCCUGCGUUUGGAGUCCACCCUCAGUUUGAGAACGGUCUGGGGAAACAGUUUUUCGGCUUCAGCGCUUGGUUUGUUAUGGUGAAUCUCGGUCAGCCGCUCAGUGUCUUCUACAGGAUGCAUUCAGUGGGAGCUUUAAUGGAGCUGUUUAUCACUGCAUGA
Molecule: messenger RNA, 1527 nt
Organism: Thunnus maccoyii (southern bluefin tuna)
Lineage: Eukaryota; Metazoa; Chordata; Actinopteri; Scombriformes; Scombridae
Product: proton channel OTOP2-like
Exons: 5
Coding region: 1-1527 (508 amino acids)
Biological process (GO): proton transmembrane transport
Cellular component (GO): membrane
Molecular function (GO): proton channel activity
Source: RefSeq, a predicted model, not a curated record